ACUCUGUUAUCGUUAUUAUUCUGCAUAUCUUUUCUAUUCUGCGUUUUUCGUCAGUGUAAAGUGCAUAAAGUUGUUUCAUUUGUGCUAUAACAUAUAGUUUAAGUUUAAAUAGUUGCCUAACAAAAUGUCGUUUACGGGAAAAUUAGCAGAACUGCUAGCGCGGCCAAAUCAAGAUCCAGCUGGCGGUCCGGAAGCACCUUGGUAUCUCAAAUAUGGCUCACGGGUGCUGGGCAUUGUUGCUGCAUUCUUUGCCAUACUCUUUGGCCUGUGGAACGUUCUGUCAAUCAUUGGACUCAGCGUUUCAUGCCUCGUCGCGGGCAUUAUACAAAUGCUAGCAGGCUUUGUGGUGAUGGCGCUGGAAGCGCCGUUCUGCUUUGUCUGCAUCGAGAAGGUCAAUGAUGUAUCGAAAAUGGUGGAUGCCAAGCCCAUGUUCUUUCGGGCGGGCCUAUACUGCGCCAUGGCAGUGCCGCCGAUUUUCAUGUGCUUUGGACUGGCGAGUCUCUUUGGCAGCGGUCUGAUCUUUGCCACCGGUGCUGUUUACGGCAUGAUGGCGUUAGGCAAGAAAGCUUCGCGCGAGGACAUGGCCGCUGCGGCCACAUCGCCCACACAAAUGUCCGGCAGCCAGACGGGCGGCCAAAUGCAAAUGGGCGGCGAUCAGCAUAUCACACUCAUGGAAGAUCCCGAUGUUUGGCGUCCAACAUAAAUGCGCUAACCAAAUGCAUAAACUGCCAAAAAUAAAUUGAACGUUGAAGCAUAAAGCAAACCAAUUACAAACACACACACACUCACACACACACACAUACGCCCGAUACACAUCAGACAGUUAGACAAGGAAAUAUCAUAAUGAAAUAAUAAGUAACAAAUAUUUUACGACGCAUAGUUUUUAGUGUUCGUUCCAAUUAAAAGAAUAUAUAUAUAUACAUAUAUGUAUAUAGGCAUAUGAAUGUGUAUAUGUAAAACUAAUUACAGCAUUGUGCCGCGCAUAGAUCAUAUUGUAGUCUCACAAUAUUGAAUACAGAAUACAGAAUUACAAAAACACCCCACCAAUUGAAAAUGAAAGAAACUUUUCGUAAUUGUUGUUACUGAAAAAAAAAAAAAACAAAAACUAAGACAAAAACAAAAAAUUAAGCAAACAAAACAAAAUAAUAAAAUGUUGAUAAAUUGUUGCGCAAAUGCAUUUUCUCUAUUUUUCUUGGCCAUUGUUCGUCCUGUGCAUGUAGUGGCAUUUCUCCAGUUUUAAAUGUCCUGUGUCGUUUUUUGAACAAAUACAUACAGUUAAAUAUGCAAAUAUAUAAAAUAUAUAUAUAUUAUACUAUAACAUGUACAAUUUAUUUUUAAUGAAAACUGAAAACAGCUUCCACACGGCUAUAGAACAAAUUACCUGCAACAUAAGAAAAAUAAUGUCAAGAAUCGUAGAGCAAUAUAUAAAACUCAGAGAGCAUUCAUUUGAUAUGCGUUGCGCUUGCACAUAAAUAAAGUGAACAAAUGUAAAUGUUAAAAUGUUAAUUGAGAUGAACAAAUAUAUGUUUGGAUUUAUUUUUAUUAAAGUAGAAACA
This is a messenger RNA of Drosophila mojavensis, 1556 nucleotides long. It is a transcript of the gene fwe, whose product is annotated as calcium channel flower. The coding region runs from base 125 to 703 and encodes 192 amino acids. Gene Ontology annotation, biological process: vesicle-mediated transport. The transcript is spliced from 5 exons. The record is from RefSeq and is a predicted model, not a curated record. Gene Ontology annotation, cellular component: membrane. Lineage: Eukaryota; Metazoa; Arthropoda; Insecta; Diptera; Drosophilidae.